Paramisgurnus dabryanus is the source of this 2564-nucleotide messenger RNA. It is a transcript of the gene dus1l, whose product is annotated as dihydrouridine synthase 1-like (S. cerevisiae). The record is from RefSeq and is a predicted model, not a curated record. Lineage: Eukaryota; Metazoa; Chordata; Actinopteri; Cypriniformes; Cobitidae. Gene Ontology annotation, molecular function: tRNA dihydrouridine synthase activity.
UUCAAUGCGACACACACAACACUUCAUGUGCCGCAUAGAGCUGCUGCCCGUGGUUGGCUUUUAACAUACUACAGCUGCCAUGACAAAACCUCGGGGGUUUGAGUUUUGGAGAAACACCCUGAAGGGCUCACGGUAUGUUGUUGCCCCUAUGGUGGACCAGAGCGAGCUGGCCUGGAGGCUGCUUAGCCGCAGACACGGCGCGGAGCUCUGUUACACACCUAUGCUGCACGCACAGGUGUUUGUGAGAGAUGCAAACUACCGCCGUGAAAAUCUGUAUAAUGAAGUAAACCAAGAGGAUCGACCUCUCAUAGCACAAUUCUGUGCCAAUGAUCCUGAAGUGUUUGUCCAGGCUGCUCUGCUCGCACAAGAUUAUUGCGAUGCGAUUGAUUUAAAUUUGGGUUGCCCCCAGAUGAUUGCAAAAAGAGGCCAUUAUGGUGUGUUUCUUCAAGACGAGUGGGAACUGCUUGAGAAAAUGAUUAAAUUGGCAGAUGAAAAACUCUCUGUUCCAAUCACUUGCAAAAUCAGGGUCUUCCCAGAGAUGGAAAAAACAGUCAGAUAUGCAAAAAUGCUGGAAAAGGCUGGAUGCCAGCUCCUCACAGUUCACGGGAGAACCAAAGAUCAAAAGGGGGCUUUGACUGGUGUUGCAUGCUGGAAGCAUAUCAAAGCUGUACGAGAGGCCGUGAACAUUCCUGUGUUUGCCAAUGGAAACAUCCAGUACCUGAGUGAUGUGCAUCGCUGUAUGGAGGAGACUGGAGUACAAGGAGUGAUGAGUGCUGAGGGAAAUCUCCACAACCCUGCCCUGUUUGAAGGCCGUAGCCCACCUGUAUGGGAGAUGGCUGAGGAAUACCUCGAGGUGGUGGAGAAACACCCACCCUGCAGUUUGUCUUACGUCCGUGCUCACCUCUUUAAAUUGUGGCACCACACGCUACAGAUACACCAAGACUUGCGGGAGGAGUUGGCCAAAGCGAAAAAUGUAGAUGGCAUAGCAGAGGUUAACAGACAGCUAAAACAACGCUGCCAGGAGGAGAUGGCUAAGGAUGAGUCUGAAUGGACUCAAACUGGACUGCCCUUCCCUCAUUGGAUCUGUCAACCUUACGUCAGGCCACCACCAAAAGAUCCAAGCUCAGAAAAUGGGCAGACAGCACAAAAGACAAAAGCCGUGUGUGUAAAGAGGGCACACGAGGAUAGUGAUGGACCCAACGACUCCCUCUCCAAAAACAAACAGAAAAAGCAAGCCCGUAACCCCUACAAAAACUUCUGUGCAGAGCUAAAACCCAAAUACAUCAGAUGUGAACAGUGUGGUAACCCUAAAGGGAAUAAAUGUGUUUUCAACUUGUGCCGUGGCUGUUGCAAGAGAAAGGCUUUCAAGGAAGUGGCUGACUGUCCUGGUCACGGUCUGAGAUUCAAAACCAAGGCUUUGAGACAAAGCAACUCGGAAACAGGUAGUGGGCUUACAAAUGGAAAACCAAACAAUCAGACUGACAUUUCCCCUGCAGUCCCCCUCAUUUGUCCUAAAGAAGACUUUGUACUGGAUUUGGGUGACAAUGGCAUCUGAACGCUGCUUUUAGUCCGGCACUCUUUUAAGUGUCACUGGAUGAAAUUUUGAAUGCACAUGACAGUAACUUAACCAAACAUGCAAAGCUUCUGUAACUCAUUUACAGCCAUCGAGGUAAAGGAAUAUCUGUUAGGUUCAUCCCUUCAAUUCUGAGCUAUAAAGAGUUGUGAUAUAUCCUUGCUGCUGCUAACUUAUCCAUCAUUCACACAAAUAGAGUCCAUGCGUCUCAUGAAUGACCACUUUCCAUGGUGAAUGUAUCUUUUUUGUUUUAAUAUUGCUUUUUAUAGUCGUGUUUUUGUUCAUCACUGGGUAGAAAUUGCAUUUUAAACAUGGCCACUAUAAACGCACAACCAUCUGCUGUUCUGUGACUCUCCGAGUUGGAUUUUUAUUUUGGGACAUUAUGUGGAAUCAACACUGAUGACUUCAUGCAAACUAUAUUUAAAAUCAUAUUUAUUGUAAAAAUUAUGACAGUUGUGUGAUGCAACAUUCAAACACCCUGGCUUUUUAAGCAUUUUUACUGUAUGGACAUUUUUUUUAACUACUGUCCUGACUGUCAAGAUCACAUUGUAUGCAUGGUCAUUUGAUAGUUUUACACUUAUGACAUUUAUUUUUACACUACAAAAUAUUUCAUCUUCAGUUAUUUUUGUUUUUGUAAGAUGCUAAUACAGAUGCUUCACUAAAAGGCCACAAUUGUAAGAAUUUGAACUGCCAUCCCAACUAUUUAGUUGUAUUGCAUUUUAAAAAAAAACAUUACCCCAGUUAUAUUCGGGAUAAGCAAUGGUCAUCUCAGUGCCUUAUUGCAAAAGUCAUGGGUAAAAACAUGUCAGUGAGCAUCUCCACUACUGCUUGUAAAUGUAAACUGGUUGGCUGUGUGUAAAUAGCUGUGUGGGGAUUGAAUGCUUUUCAAAAUUUUUACUACCCAUUAGUUUCUUACAUUGCUAUUCAUGCUGUUCUGAAUUUUUUGCUCAAAUAAAUUUUUGUAAUUCUAAAAAAAAAAACAAGUUUUGUU